CAGGCGCAGGCGCGGCGAGGAUGCGCUGAGACCGCGCGACCAGUCGCGAACUGCGGGUCACCCUUCACCCGCGUGCCCCAACUACAUAAAAACAUUUAAACCUGACGUAAACAUAACUCUUUGGAGGUUUAUUUAAACUUAUAAACUUAUCCGUAUACACUUUAAAAAAACGAACUCGGAUUUAGUUAUUUUAAAAUUAAAUUUAGCAAUUUAUUAUUAAAUGUCCUUUAACUUUACAAUCUAAUUUAUUUGUGGUAAUAUCCUUGCACGCGCCUAUAUGUGAAAUCAAACGUUUUGACACACAUUUCAUUUGAUCAAAAUGGAGAAAUCCUCGGGAAAUAUUGGAAAACCAGUGGCAGCGGAAGUAGUGUCUCCGGCAAGUGAGGGUUUUGACACGGAGCGGCUGAUGCGAGAGUUGGGCCAAGGCCGGCUGUUCCACCUGAUGAACUAUGGUCUCCUGGCCGUCACCGUGUUCAUGGCCGCCAUCUACGGGAUUAACUACGUGUUCCUGGCUGGCGAUGUGUCCUACAGAUGCGUGGUCCCCGAGUGUGAGUUGUCCAACAGCACGGAGUACCACCCCGCCUGGCUGGCCGGCGCGCUGCCCCCCGCCGGCCGCCAGCAGCGCUGCUCGCGCCGGGAGCCGCUGGGCGCGGCGGCGGGCUGCGGCGCGGGCACCGCCUUCGCGGAGGAGCUGCGGCCGUGUGACCAGUGGCUCUAUGCUUCCUGGGAUACGAUAGUUGCUGAGUUUAACUUGGCAUGUCAAGAGUGGAAGCGCACCCUGGUGGGCACCAUCCAUAAUGUGGGCAUGCUGGUCUCGCUGCCCAUUCUUGGAUACAUAUCAGAUCGUUGGGGCCGCAAACGCGCGCUGAUCCUCAGUUGUACCUUAGUGGGGGCCAUCGGGUCGCUGAAGGCGUUCUCCGUCUCGUACGAGAUGUACGUCGUCAUAGAGUUCCUCGAGACCGUCGCCGGGGCCAGCGCCUUCCCCGCCGCCUAUAUUCUCACAAUUGAACUCUUGGGCCAAGAUAAGCGAGUGCUGACGACGGCCUUCCUUGGCAUAAUGUUGGUAUUGGGCGGCCUUAGCUUUGCUCUCCUCGCCAAAACCUUCCACUACUGGCGCACAUUCAUCAUAGUUGUCUACCCGCCCUCGUUACUAUUCAUAUCCUACAUCUACUUACUGCCUGAGAGUAUUCGCUGGUUGCUCUCCAAAGGCCGGAAAGAAGAAGCGGUUGAGAUUAUAAUGAGGGCAGCAAAGAUGAACAACGUCACGUUGUCGGAGGAGACAAUGAAGCAACUCACGGAAGAAAAGCCCAAAGAGACGAAGAAAGAAGAGAAACAAGAGGAGAGUGGUCUGUGGAUGCAGGUGCUGCGUUCUCCAAUCAUCAUGACACGCCUUGCCAUUUGCUCCUGGUGGUGGAUUACUUGCACCUUCGUCUUCUACGGUCUCGCCAUCAACAGCGUCUCUCUGGCGGGGGACAAGUACACCAACUACAUGUUGGUGGUGAGCGUGGAGGUGGUGGCGGUGGUCACCAACGCGCUGGUGCUGGACCGCGUGGGCAGGAAGCGGACGCUGCUGGUCGCGUACACUGUUUGUGGGUUGUCCUGUGUCGCUAUCGCUUUUGUUCCUAAAAGCCUGGCGUGGCUAGCGACCUUGCUGUACUUGGUGGGCAAGAUCGCCAUCACGCAGGCCUUCAGCGGCAUCUACAUGUACACGUCGGAGCUGUUCCCCACGCACGCGCGCCACUCGCUGCUCGGCUUCUGCUCCAUGGUGGGCAGGAUUGGCUCCAUCGUGGCUCCGCAGAUGCCGCUAUUGGCAAUAUACGUAGAGUGGCUGCCGUCAGUGCUGUUCGGGGCGACGGCGUUAAUCGCAGGCGCGUUGAUGCUGACCACUCCCGAGACCCUGAACACGAGGCUCCCCGACACCAUCCAGGAAGCGGAGCAGAUCAAGAACCAGCCACGAAGCAACGAGAUGCAGAUGAAUAAUACCAGUUAACCAACAACCAUGUCUAGUGUGUCUUUAAAGAUAGUCUAACAGAAGAUGACUAAAAUAUUUUUGACAAUCUCACAGAUUACCCAAUUGAGUGAGCUAAGGUAGCUAGAGAUAGUUUAAGUUUGGUUGCCGGAGAUGAGUGUGUGAGAUCUGAUAGCAUUAAGCAGCACGAAUAUCUGGUACGGAUUUAUAAUAUGGGUGAUUUACUUUACUUGAGACUUUGUCUAGAGAAAAUAUACCCUCUAGUUGUUAAAGUAUUAUAAUAAAAGUGAUAAGUGAAAGAUUUACAUUGUUAUCAAUAAAAAUAGGUAAUAUUCAUAUACAAGUUUUAUGCCAACUCAUGUUUUUAGGAUUACUAUUAUUCACUACGAUUUUGACAACAUAUGUUUGGUGCGGAAUGAUUGUUAUGGUUAUUGUGCUGUGAUAUUCAUAUUCAUUAAAAGAUAAAAUUUCAAUUUAUAGAUUCUUUUUCGACGUUUGAAUGUACUCUGUUUUCAUAAGACAGUGAAAAAACUAUUUGUCAGCAAACUACCUACUGCCUACUAAGAUAUUUGAGAUCCUUAAUAAUCAAUUUUGAAAUUGAAUCAAUCAUUAUAUUUUUAUUUGAAGUAUCAAUGAUUAUGGUUAUUUCAAUCCAAAUAUGCAUAAAAUUAUAAUAUUGCCAAAAUUAAUACCAGGUCGUAAAGGCCUUGAAUCAACCUUGUAACUUCAACGUAUUUGUUGGAUAUUAAUAUAAGCUGACCUGACCUUGUCCGUAUCAAUAAAUUAUUACAAUUCGUAGGUAUAUAUGUUAUUAGGACGUUAAUGCGUUAUCUAAUUGAUAUUUCAAAGUGAUUUGUGAUAAGUUCCCAAACUAUUGCUCUGUUUUGUUUUGUUUCGGGGUAAAGAUUCAUAUUCAAAUUUUUUAUUAAUUAUACAUAUUAUGGGAAAUCUCGUACAUCAGUUUAGUCUCUCGCAUACACUAAAGAGAUUCUAGUAUCAUUAACAUUUGUAAAAUUUUUGUCAAAUUGUUUUGUAGGUUUUUUAUGGUAUAACUUACCGUAACUUCAAAUUAUAUGUACAUAUGUAUGUGUUUGAUAAUGUUUUCGAUCUUUCAUUUCAACUGUGAAAAUAUUUAAUGUACAAUGCUGGUUGAGUCAGCUAUUUAAUGUAAAGCAUAAUUAAUAGACUAUUUAUUUAGUAAAUAAAUGACAUUAAAUUAUACAGAUUCA
This is a messenger RNA of Amyelois transitella, 3198 nucleotides long. RefSeq names its product organic cation transporter protein-like. NCBI's taxonomy places the organism in Eukaryota, Metazoa, Arthropoda, Insecta, Lepidoptera, Pyralidae. Bases 320 to 1990 code for a protein of 556 amino acids. Gene Ontology annotation, molecular function: transmembrane transporter activity. The record is from RefSeq and is a predicted model, not a curated record. The transcript is spliced from 8 exons. Gene Ontology annotation, biological process: transmembrane transport. Gene Ontology annotation, cellular component: membrane.